This is a messenger RNA of Geodia barretti, 3076 nucleotides long. The record is from the annotation of a GenBank genome assembly. NCBI's taxonomy places the organism in Eukaryota, Metazoa, Porifera, Demospongiae, Tetractinellida, Geodiidae.
AUGCGCCCAAUAAUAAUAUUGCUUUGCGUCGUCGUUUUUCAUUGCUCCGUGCAAAACGUCGGUGCCUCGGUCGCCAGGAGCAAUCGUAUCUGGCCCAUUGGAGGAACCACGAGCGUGGAUCUCCCCCAGUCCUCACCAUUUGCCCCCAGACUUCAGAUCAGCCAAGGCUCUAAGUAUGACUACCAUCGUGGAAUAGAUAUACCGGCUGAUCUCUACUCAGAGGUGUAUGCCGUGUCAGAUGGCACAGUCCGGAUCAAUGGGUCUCACCACGCAUAUUCAGACGGUGUAGUACAGCUUCAUCAUACCGAUUGGGAGGAAGGUGGAGAUUUUUACACCUCCUACAUUCAUAUUGUGAUGAGUGAUGGACAAAAUUCUAUCUCUCUUACUAACGGUCAAUCUGUCAGCAAAGGACAGCACAUUGCAUACAGCAAUGGUACACCGUCUUUAGAUCACAUUCACUUUGAAGUGAGGGUUGGAUCUUAUAAGAAGGAAUACGCCUGCAACCCAUGGAAAUACCUACCAAACAGUGACAAUGACUACUCUUCAUUUGAAGCUGAACUAAGUCUCACACCAAAUUACAACGAUAUUGAAUGUCAGGCCGUUGUUAAUGUGAGUGUGCUCCCCAAUCAGUUGACCUUUAAUCGUGUCGAACUGCACAUCCUGGACAACUUAGACACACCGCAGAAAGUCCGGUUCUACGACAUGUGUGGAACUAACGUGAACCAUACACAAGGCCAAGUUGACAACUCAACCUAUCAGGACGACCCUGAUGAUUACUCCUCCUCCUACCUUAUCCGCAUCUCUCCCAUGUUCUUUAAUAGCAAAUCAUAUGGAAAGAACGAAAGCGCCGGCUGGGGAUUUGAAUUUGUAGACCUCCCUUCACUCUCUGGAGGUGGGAGAGUCAUGGCUAAGAUAUUUGACGUGUUUGGAAACAGUAAAUCAACGGAGUAUCUCAGUUACACCUGUUCCACCACAGCUCCCACUACCAGCUCUACCACAGCCACCAGCUCUACCACACCCACCGAGGAAUCAAGCUGUAGCGGCUGCACCAGGAAUGAUCGUAUUUGGCCCAUUUCAGGAACUACAACUGUGGAUCCCCAAGCCAUACCUUAUGGUUCCAGAAGACAGUAUAGUGGGAGCUACAAAUUCCAUCGUGGCGUGGACAUACGCUGCUCUACCUACACCAAUGUGUAUGCUGUGGCAGAUGGGACACUGAAACAUGAGAACUGGGAAGAAAAUCCAAAUGGAAACGUGUAUACGAACUACAUGUAUAUCGUGUUGAGCAAGAGCGGGGGAGAGGACCCAAUCACCCUAACAAUAGGGCAAGCUGUAAAGAAAGGAGACCUCAUUGCCUACAGUUAUGGAACGUCUUUUCCACACAUUCAUUUUGAGGUGAGAGAUGGAGGCACGAUUUCCAAGUACAGUAGCAACCCCUGGAAGUACAUGCCCAACAGUGCCAAUGACUACACCUCAUUCGAUACGGCUAGUGUAAGUCUCACGACAAAUUACAAUGAUGUUGAAUGUCAGGCCGUCGUUAAUGUGAGUGUGCCCCCCAAUCUACUGACCUUUAAUCGCGUGGAACUGCACAUCCUGGACAGCUCAGACACUCCGCAGAAAGUCCGUUUUUACGACAUGUGUGGAAUUAACACAAAUCGAACCACGAGCCAAAUCAAUGACCAAAACUACCGGGAAGAUCCAAAUGAUGCCUCCUCCUACCUCAUCCGCAUCUCUCCCAAGCCUUUCUUCUAUAACCCAGACACAAAUAUACCUGCUUCUGCUGAGUAUGGAUUUGAUUUUGUAGACCUCCCUUCACUGGCUGGAGGUGGGAGAGUCAUGGCCAAGAUAUUUGAUGUGUUUGGAAACAGUAUACCAACAGAUUACUUUGAUUACACCUGUUCUGAAGGAACCACCACUGCUCCAACUACCACAACUACCAGCUCCACCACAGCCACCAGCUCUACCACACCCACCGAGGAAUCAAGCUGUAGCGGCUGCACCAGGAACGAUCGUAUUUGGCCCAUUUCAGGAACUACAACUGUUGAUCUCCCCCAAUCCGUACCCUAUGGUUCCAGACGAUACUAUUCAAGUGGAAGCUACAAUUUCCAUCGUGGCGUUGACAUACGCUGCUCUACCUACACCAAUGUCUAUGCUGUGGCAGAUGGGACAGUUCGAAUCAACGGCUCUCACUCAGGAUAUUCAUCAAGCAUAGUGCAGCUGAAACAUACUGGGUGGGAAGAAAAUCCAGGUGGAUACGUUUAUACCAACUACCAGCAGAUCAGCUUGGUCAAGAGCGGGGGAGAAGACCCAAUCACCCUACCAUUAGGACAUAACGUGAAAAAGGGAGACCUCAUUGCCUACGGUUAUAGAGAGAGCAAUUUUGUAAAUAUUCAUUUUGAGGUGAGAGAUGGAGGCACGAUUUCAAAGUACAGUAGCAACCCCUGGAAGUACAUGCCCAACAGUGCCAAUGACUACACCUCAUUCGAUACGGCUAGUGUAAGUCUCACGACAAAUUACAAUGAUGAUGAAUGUCAGGCCGUCGUUAAUGUGAGUGUGCCCCCCAAUCUACUGACCUUUAAUCGCGUGGAACUGCACAUCCUGGACAGCUCAGACACACCGCAGAAAGUCCGGUUUUACGACAUGCAUGGAACUAACACAAACCAAACCACGAGCCAAAUCAAUGACCAAAACUACCGGGAAGAUCCAAAUGAUGCCGCCUCCUACCUCAUCCGCAUCUCUCCCAAGACCUUCACCAGCACUUACUUAGAAAACAACAAACCUGCCGAGUAUGGAUUUGAAUUUGUAGACCUCCCUUUACUGUCUGGAGGUGGGAGAGUCAUGGCCAAGAUAUUUGAUGUGUUUGGAACGAGUCGUUUGACUGACUAUGAAAGCUACACCUGUAACUAACUGAGCUCCGAUAGCUAGUUGCUCGAAAACAUUGGUGUUUGUGUUUGUAGUAAGUUUUUGUAUAUUUUUCGUUGUAUUUAGAAAUUCGGACGGCCGCGCCGCAACGCGACGGCGCAGCAGAAAAUGCGCAUGCGCUAAUUAUUAGGCUUGCUUUAUAACCGACCGGCGCGCG